AUUCUCUAGUCCUAUGAGGGUUUUAUUUUUAAAUGGUCACCGGAAGUGUUGAUCUGUGUUGCAAAACAGUGGUCCAGAGGAGGAAGCACUAAUACUUGACAGGUUAUAGCUAAGCCACAUGUGAAGAUGAGUGUCCCAGAUUACAUGCAAUGUGCCGAAGACCACCAAACGGUUCUAGUCGUGGUCCAGCCGGUUGGCAUUGUGCCCGAGGACCAGUUCUUCAAGAUCUACAAACGCAUCGCCAGUGUGAGCCAGGUGAGCAUCCGGGACUCGCAGCGUCUCCUCUACAUCCGCUACCGGCACCACUACCUGCCUGAAAACAACGAGUGGGGAGACUUUCAGACGCAUCGCAAGGUCGUGGGCCUUAUUGCCAUCACCACCUGUGCUGCAGUCAAGGAGUGGCCCCAGACCGCCGAGCGCUUCCACUCCCAGAAGGAGGUGUACAGCUCCACGCUGUACGAUUCGCGGUUGCUGGUGUUUGGGCUGCAGGGAGAGAUCGCAGAGCAGCAACGGACAGAUGUGGCCUUUUACUCGAGCUUUGAAGACUGCAUGGAUGUGGAGAAGAGAGUGGAGGACUUUGUGGAGUCAAUAUUUAUUGUUCUGGAAUCCAAGCGGCUUGACCGGGCCACAGACAAGUCAGGCGACAAGAUCCCACUACUCUGUGUGCCCUUUGAGAAGAAGGACUUUGUGGGUUUGGACACAGAUAGCAGGCAUUAUAAGAAGCGUUGCCAGGGACGGAUGAGGAAACAUGUUGGGGACUUGUGCCUCCAGGCAGGCAUGCUGCAGGACGCUCUGGUCCACUACCACAUGGCUGUGGAACUUCUCAGGGGCGUUAAUGACUUCCUCUGGCUGGGUGCUGCGUUGGAGGGUUUGUGUUCCGCCUCGGUCAUAUUCCACUACCCUGGAGGCACAGCAGGAAAGAAUGCAGGACGCAAGCCAAGCAUCUCCCAACCAGCAGACGCAGGGAAACGCCACAGACCAGGGGCUCAGGAGGUUCUCAUUGACCCAGGUGCCCUCACAACAAAUGGCAUUAGUGCAGACACCAGCACUGAGAUUGGACGAGCAAAGAACUGCCUGAGUCCUGAGGACAUUAUCGAGAAAUACAAAGAGGCCAUCUCCUACUAUGGAAAGUACAAGAACGCAGGAGUGAUUGAGCUGGAGGCCUGUGUGAAAGCGGUCAGGGUGCUGGCCAUUCAGAAGAGGGCCAGGGAGGCCUCUGAGUUCCUGCAGAACGCUGUGUACAUCAACCUGGGACAGCUAUCAGAAGAGGAGAAGAUCCAACGCUACAGUAUCCUCUCUGAGCUCUACGAACUGAUCGGCUUCCAUCGCAAGUCUGCGUUCUUCAAGCGCGUCGCCGCCAUGCAGUGUGUGGCCCCCACCAUCCCAGAGCCUGGCUGGAGGGCCUGCUACAAGCUGCUGCUCGAGACACUGCCUGGAUACAGCCUGUCACUUGAUCCCAAAGAUUUUAGCAAAGGUACCCAUCGAGGCUGGGCUGCUGUUCAAAUGCGCCUCCUCCAUGAACUGGUCUACGCUUCCCGUCGCAUGGGCAACCCUGGCCUGUCUGUCCGCCACCUGUCCUUCCUGCUGCAGACCAUGCUGGACUUCCUGUCUGAUCAAGAGAAGAAAGAGGUGACCCAGAGUCUCGAGAACUACACCUCCAAGUGUCCUGGUGGAAUGGAGGUCAUCACCCUUCCCGAUGGUCUGAAACUCCCUCCAGUGCCCUUCACAAAGCUGCCCAUUGUCCGAUCAGUGAAGCUCCUCAAUCUUCCUGUCAGUCUGCGUCCCCACAAAGUGAAAGGCCUGCUGGGACAGAAUAUGGCUACCGCCAGCCCCUUCAUCUACUCCCCAAUCAUCAUGCACAACAGAGGAGAGGAGCGGUGUAAGAAGAUAGACUUCCAGUGGGUUCAAGGAGAUGUUUGUGAAGUGCAGCUCAUGGUCUACAACCCCAUGCCUUAUGAACUUCGUGUGGAGAACAUGGGUUUGCUGACCUCUGGAGUGGAGUUUGAAUCCCUGCCUGCUGCGCUGUCCCUGCCUGCAGAAUCUGGCCUGUACCCCGUCACUCUGGUUGGUGUCCCACGUACAGCUGGCAACAUCACUGUCAACGGUUACCACACGUCAGUGUUUGGUGUCACCAGCGACUGCCUGUUGGAGGGCCUGCCAGGGGUGAAGACUAGUGGCUGUUUGGUAGAGGUCAUUCCCUCCCUUCCUCGUCUCCAGCUCAGCACAUCACUGCCACGAUCAGCCCACACGCCUCAGCCGAUGUCCAAAGAGGAGCUGUCCAGCACUGUGUCCGUCCAGCUGUUCAAUGGAGAGACCCAGCAGCUGACCAUCAAACUGGAGAACAUUGGAUCGGAGGACAUUGAGACACUGGAGCUAACCUCUAAGACUGUCAGCACCAAAGAGAAAGUGUUUGGGGAGUUUCUGAGCUGGGAGCUAGAGGAGGCUUUGUCUCACCUGCCUCUGAAGCCUGGCCAGGCUGUGACACUGACUGUCAGCAUCAAAGUCAAGCUGGACUUCUCUGGUCAGGAGAACCUGCUGCAGGACCUCAAUGAUGAUGGGAUCAGUGUGACAGGCCUGCCAAUCUCCAGCCCGCUACGCCAAGUUCUCAAACCCAGGUCCGAGAGCAAACCUGUCAGCGGCGAGUCCGGCAAGGCAGAGUACAGCCAUGUUAAGACUUUGGAAGCAGUUCUGAACUUCAAGUAUUCUGGAGGAGCAGGCAAAGUGGAGGGCUACUACAGGGAGCUGUCUUUGGGGGUCCAUGUUGACGUGGAGCCGUCUGUUUUCUUCACCAGAGUCAGCACUCUUCCAGCAACCAGCACCCGCCAGUGUCACCUCCUGCUUGACAUCUUCAACCCAACAGAGCAUGAACUCACCGUCAGCGCCAAGAACAACCAGGACCUGGUUCUCCACGCCAGUGAGUGCCAGCGGAUGGCCAUCCAGGUUGACAAGUUUGACUUUGAGAGUCUGCCACCACCAGAUCAGGAGACGGCGCGCUUCACCAACCUCAAACAGCUGGAGGAAGAGCGACAGCAUGCCCAGGGCUGCCAGAUCAACAGUAAGCUGGGCAUCUGUUGGACCAUCCCUUCCCUGCGACGUCGUGGAGAGGCCAGUGUGGAGGGAGUCCUCAACCAGCUGGUCCUGGAACACCUACAGCUUGCUCCUUUACAGUGGGAUGUGUUGGUGAAUGGGAAACCAUGCGACUGCGAUGUCAUUGCCGACUGUAAAGUGGGUGAUGCUGUGAGCCUGGAGGUACAACUGACCAAUCUGAGCAAGAACACCGUGGGUCCCCUGGCUCUGACUGUUGUGCCCUAUCAGGACUUCCAGAAUGGAGUCCAGAACUACGAUUUGGAGGACGCCGUCACCUUCAUUGGCUCCAACACCUUCUAUAUUGACACGGUUAAACCCAAAGAGAGCUCUGUCUGUGUGGGUGCCCUGCUCUUCCUCUACACUGGAGAUUUUUACCUUAAUAUCAAGUUCCAGGAUGACAGUGCUGGACGAGAGCUUCCUUUAGCCUGGUUCACUCUGCCCAGUGUCCACAUCCGAGCCCUGGACACUCCACUCCAGGCCGGGGCCUAAGGGCCCAGUGGCCUCGUCAUUUUGCCUCUGAAUGAAGGAUGGGUUUUCUCUGUAAAUACAUACAUGUAAAUAUUAUUUCGUUAAAGGUUAUGUGUGAAGUAGAUCGCAAUGGGACUUGAAGUCAUCUUUUCAAAAUGUUUGAGUGCUUUGUUGCAGCCCACCAGUGUGCAGGUGCGUUUGGACCGAGCGCAAAGCGAAAGUUAAGUUUGAGUGAAAAAAUACAGCUUGUCCCCAGGCUACUCAGUGCACAUGUUGCUGUGUGGCUAAUGAUAUGGCUGCGUCCGUACAUUUGGCUAUCUGGGGUGACUAAAAACAGGCUGAGCUGGUAAAUGAGUGUGUGUAAUGUGAGCAAAAUACAUUUAAAGACUUGGCCAUAAAUCAGUUAAUUUCAUUGGAAUCACUGCAGACAGUACAAAGUGAAGAAAACUGCCUUAUUGGCUGUAUGGAACCAUCUGAUAGUUAGCUAACUGCUCGCUAUCAGGCUAACUUGGCAAGGUGUUUUGCAAGCACCCAGGAAGAGUAAGAGAGUCUUAGAACCAGUUUAACAUAGUGGCCAAACUGCGUAAUUACAGCAUCUACUUGUGAUUGUCCACUUUCUGAUGUGUUGAAGCACUAAUACCACUGACACACUUGUUCUUAUCUUUGAUUUUUGAAUCAGAAUUUAUUCAUUCUUUUGUUACCUUUUAUUUCAGAUAAGAACAUUUCUUUUGAAAGAGGACUGUAAGAAUUAGUGUGAGCAGAGAACCUCAGAGCCCUGACUGAAGAAGAGCUAAACACCAACACUGGAAUCUAACCAGAAUCAAAUGGCAAGUUUGUGUACAUAAAAUGUACUUAUUCCUACUGCUGUCUGGACAGCUUCUCUUACCUCUGUGCCACUACACUGAAUCACUGAUAAAAUGAAUGGUGUUUGAUUAUGUGAAUUAUCGGUCAUUAUGUGUGGCCUAUAAUUGUUGUAAAUAAAUGUUAAAAGAAGGCAACCUUUGUUUAUUUUCACAUUGUUCCAACUCUUUACAUUUUCCUCUGGCAGCCAUUAUAGCUCUGUCAUCCUACUGAGAUGACCUUUAUCGCCUCAGAAAUUUUGGAGUUGACAAGCAACAAAAUCCAUAAAUA
Scatophagus argus is the source of this 4686-nucleotide messenger RNA. It is a transcript of the gene trappc9, whose product is annotated as trafficking protein particle complex subunit 9. The transcript has 23 exons. The coding region runs from base 127 to 3576 and encodes 1149 amino acids. Gene Ontology annotation, cellular component: trans-Golgi network. NCBI's taxonomy places the organism in Eukaryota, Metazoa, Chordata, Actinopteri, Scatophagidae. The record is from RefSeq and is a predicted model, not a curated record.